AUUGAGCCGGAGCCCACCGAUGACGUCAGCCAUUGCAAGUGGAGGCGUAACCUCACCGGCGAUCGAGGAGGACUAAUGAGGGCGAAGAAUCCGCCUGCGUAGACCUGCUCGCUGUCGUCUCCUCUCCGCGUUCACCGAUCUGAUUCCUUUCUCCCUUGCUCCGCCGCCUCCCCGGUGAUGGGAUCCUCCGCCUCUUCGUAUCGUCUGCUCCUCCCCCUUCUCCUCUCGCUUCUUCUGCUCGGAUCGUCGUUCGGCCUGGCGGAUUCCGACUUCUUGGAUCCUUCUCGAGUAAUUGAGUUGUCGUGGAAUCCCAGGGCUUUCUUGUAUCAGGGAUUCCUCUCCGACAAGGAGUGCGACCAUCUCAUCUCUCUGGCAAAGGAUAAGUUGGAGAAAUCUAUGGUCGCGGAUAAUGAUUCGGGGGAGAGUAUGAUGAGUGAGGUGCGGACGAGCUCUGGCAUGUUCAUCGGAAAGAGGCAGGAUGAAAUUGUUGCAAGAAUCGAGAAGAGGAUCGCUGCUUGGACCUUCCUUCCAGAAGAAAAUGGCGAAUCCUUUCAAAUACUGCAUUAUGAGCAUGGCCAAAAAUAUGAGCCUCAUUUUGAUUUCUUUCACGAUAAAGCCAAUCAAGAACUAGGAGGUCAUCGAAUUGCCACAGUAUUAAUGUACCUAUCCAAUGUUCAGAAGGGUGGAGAGACCAUCUUUCCUUCUGCGAAGGUAAUAGAUCCAUCAUUAAAUACAUUGCAUAAAGAGACCAUCCAGACUCUUUUUCUAUCAUCUCAGGGGAAGUUAUCUCAAUUGAAGGAUGACACCUGGUCAGACUGUGCAAAAAAUGGUUAUGCAGUAAAACCUUCAAAAGGUGAUGCCUUGCUGUUCUUUAGCCUACACCCUGAUGCGACAACAGACUCCGAGAGUUUGCACGGAAGCUGCCCUGUCAUAGAGGGUGAAAAAUGGUCCGCAACAAAAUGGAUUCAUGUGAGGUCUUUUGAGAGACCACACAAAACAAGCUCCAGCUCAGGGUGUGAAGAUGAGAAUGUUCUUUGCCCGCAGUGGGCCUUAGCAGGCGAGUGUGUGAAAAAUCCUCAAUAUAUGGUAGGCACCAAGGAUUCACAUGGGUAUUGUAGGAAGAGCUGCAGUGUAUGCACCAUGUAGCUGGUUAUUAUUUAUUAUUCACUUGAUAAACUGUAGUCAAUAUUACCAUAAGGUGAACAAGAUUAUGUCUGUAUACAUGGCAUUUAUUCUAUAAUUCUGGUAUGAUCGAUCUUUGAUGA
Messenger RNA from Zingiber officinale, 1265 nucleotides. Its product is annotated as probable prolyl 4-hydroxylase 7. Gene Ontology annotation, molecular function: L-ascorbic acid binding; procollagen-proline 4-dioxygenase activity; iron ion binding. NCBI's taxonomy places the organism in Eukaryota, Viridiplantae, Streptophyta, Magnoliopsida, Zingiberales, Zingiberaceae. Gene Ontology annotation, cellular component: endoplasmic reticulum. The coding region runs from base 178 to 1146 and encodes 322 amino acids. The transcript is spliced from 6 exons. The record is from RefSeq and is a predicted model, not a curated record. Gene Ontology annotation, biological process: peptidyl-proline hydroxylation to 4-hydroxy-L-proline.